Anolis carolinensis (green anole) is the source of this 2563-nucleotide messenger RNA. It is a transcript of the gene copz1, whose product is annotated as COPI coat complex subunit zeta 1. Gene Ontology annotation, cellular component: COPI vesicle coat. The transcript has 9 exons. Gene Ontology annotation, biological process: intracellular protein transport; intra-Golgi vesicle-mediated transport; retrograde vesicle-mediated transport, Golgi to endoplasmic reticulum. The record is from RefSeq and is a predicted model, not a curated record. The coding region runs from base 139 to 672 and encodes 177 amino acids. Lineage: Eukaryota; Metazoa; Chordata; Lepidosauria; Squamata; Anolidae.
GACGAGGAAGUCGAGAGCCAGCCAAUCAGCAGUCGCUUAGCGCGGCGAAGGCGGGGCCUAAAGGGGAGACGGGCCCGAGGCCAGCCAAUCCGGUGCAGGCUGUGUCCGUGCUCCACGUCGGCAUCAGAAGCGACCAAGAUGGAGGCGCUGAUCCUGGAGCCUUCUCUCUACACAGUCAAAGCCAUCCUGAUCUUGGACAAUGAUGGAGACCGUCUAUUUGCCAAGUACUAUGAUGACACCUACCCCACUGUCAAAGAGCAAAAGGCCUUUGAGAAGAAUAUUUUCAACAAGACUCACCGGACAGAUAGCGAGAUUGCUCUCCUAGAGGGACUGACGGUCGUUUACAAGAGCAGCAUUGACCUGUAUUUUUAUGUCAUCGGCAGUUCCUAUGAAAACGAGCUGAUGCUGAUGGCUGUGCUCAAUUGCCUCUUCGAUUCACUUAGUCAGAUGCUGAGGAAGAAUGUGGAGAAGAGAGCACUUCUGGAGAACAUGGAGGGCCUUUUCCUGGCUGCGGAUGAAAUUGUGGAUGGAGGGGUGAUUCUUGAGAGUGACCCCCAACAGGUGUUACAUAGAGUUGCUGUGCGGGGAGAGGAUGUCCCUCUUACAGAACAAACGGUCUCACAGGUACUGCAAUCAGCAAAGGAACAGAUCAAGUGGUCGCUACUGCGAUGAAGAGCCAAAAGGGAUCCAACCCAUUGACCUACUGUGUCCCUGUCUGCCUUCCUGCCCUGUCUCGCACUGACCAAAAUAUAACAUGACCACAGAUUUUGAAGUAUCUCAUCUCCUGAUCUUAGUCUCAUCACUGUUUCAGUAGUCUGUACUAGCAUUGGGAAAGGGGGACCAGUGUGAAGGACAAAACUGUUUUCAAAAUUGCAUAUUUCAUUGGAAAAUAUCUUCAUAUCUGAUAUUGUCUGUCCAGCAACAUACAUGUCCCACCUCUGAUCUAGCCCUGGAGUUAUGGGUUUUGCUUGAAGGAUCUGUUGUAAUCAGAGAAAUGCCAAGACGUUUCCAAGGGUCCUCUCCAAAACUUUAAUCCCAAAAGGCAGUCCCUUAAAGCUGUAUGAAAGAGGGUUUCCCCCCUUUGGAUUCUUUUCAGUCCAUUCCUAGUUCUGCCCAUGGGCCUUGCACAAGGCUCCCAUCCAGAUAUAUGCCAUCUUCUCCCUUACAGACAGCUUUGUGGGACCUGGAUCUCAUACACCAUUCAGCCUGGAUCAAUCUUUCAACGUUGUUGCUGCCUGUUGCAAAGGAUCCUAUCCAAAGGAUCCUAGCACUAGGCAGUUUCCUUAGUGUUAGGAAACUGCCUGGUGCUAGUAAGGGCCUUUUACAGCCAUUUGUAAUCAGCCACUUGGUGCAUUUUAUUUGGCCCUUGCCCCAGUCAGAUGCUACUUGAAGGCAUCCAGAAAGAGAAGUAAUCUAGCUGUUGGUCUCAUUCUUGAAUGGUGCUUACUGUCAAUUAGUUUAUCCUAGUGUUCAAUAUCUUUUUUAUCAUUUAAGAAAUGUUAUCCAGGCUUUUCUUCUGGGUGGCAGAAUAUAGAUCUUUGCCCUCUUUCAUGCUUUUGAAGAGUGUCAUCUUGUCUCUUGCAGCCCCAAAAUCUUUGGGAUAAACAUUCCAUUAUCUCAUUCUUCCAUAGUACUUGAUUUUUGUACCUUUGGUUAGCAUUCAUUGCCUUAAUCUAAACUUGUUCAUUUGUCUAUAUCCUUUUUAAAGUAAGUCACCCUGAACUGGAAACUGCACAAAUUUUUUUUUAGUUCCCGUGAUUUGGAAAAUUGGGAGUCUUAUCCAAUUUUUAUCAGUGGUAACACAUGACAAUUUGCAAUCAUUUUUAUUCUGUUUUAUUGGACCAUCUUCUACAACUAUAAACAGAAAUAAUCAGACUUGGAGUUAGAGUUCUGCAGAGAGGGAGCUUAGGCUGGACAUUAGGUUUGCUGCAAUUGAAUCUUUAAGAGGGAUAGGCAACACGUGGGUUUAUAGGUUUUUGGAUUGCAAAUCACAUCAUCAUUUAUCGCUGGCUAUGUUGCCCAGAGCUGAAGGGAGUUGCAGGCAGACACUGGGGCAGUUACUCAAAGCUGUUCUAUAGGAACAUUUUCAAAAGCAUGUAGUUAGUCGCAAAAUUGAACUCCUUAAGAAUUUUGAUUAUUUUUUAAAUAAAGAGUGGAUAAGCAAGGUUUGAAUCUUCCAGGAUGUGUUGGAGCACAGCUCCCAUCAUCCUGGUCAGCAUAGCCAAUGGUAACUGUUACUGGGCAUUGCCAUUCAGCAACAUACAUCUCCUACCUCUGAUCUAGCCCUGGAGUUGCUUGAAGGGCCUGUUGUAAUCAGGGAAGUGCCCAGAUGUUUCUUCCAAGGGUCAGGUUUUAGGGUCACACAAAGGUCUUUGCCAUUCCUUAUGACAAACAAACCAGAAUGAGGUUGUCACCUAUACUGAAUUACUUGGAAGUAAGCUCUAGUGGUAUCUCUAGAACAUCCUGUUGGGUAGGUAUGUAGAGGUUUGUACUAUAAAUUAUGCAGAGCAGUUGUUUGAUAAAUAAAUGAUACAAGGUAAACUGUGAACAGUUUCUUAACAGA